UUUUCACCACCCCGUCGUUGUAAACUUGUGUCCGGGAUGGGGAAGGAGCAGGAGCUGCUGGAAGCAGCCCGGACCGGGAACGUCGCCCUGGUGGAGAAAUUGCUGAGUGGGAAGAAGGGGAUCCUGGGGUCAGGCUCCGGCUCCAUCCCUCUGCCCAACCUCCUGAGCAUGUGGAAGGGCCUGAACGUCAACUGCACAGACAGCACGGGAUACACACCUCUACACCACGCUUCACUUAACGGACACAGGCAAGUGGUGCUGAAGCUGCUCCAGUUCGAGGCGUCCUCCGACCUGGCUGACAGUAAGGGCUGCUUCCCGCUGCACCUGGCGGCCUGGCGGGGGGACGUGGACAUCGUCCGCAUCCUCAUCCACCACGGACCCUCGCACCACCGGGUCAACCAACAGAACCACGAGAGGGAAACGGCGCUUCACUGUGCAGCCCAGUACGGACACUCGGAGGUGGUUUCGGUGCUGCUUCAGGAGCUGACCGACCCCGUCAUGAGAAACAGCCAACAGGAGACCCCCCUUGACCUGGCGGCGCUGUAUGGACGGCUGCAGGUGGUGCGCAUGCUGGUGAGCGCUCACCCCAACCUCAUGACCAGCCACACUCGCCGGCACACUCCGCUCCACCUGGCCGCACGCAACGGACACCACAGCACCGUCCAGACGCUGCUGGAGGCCGGCAUGGACGUCAAUUGCGUGACGGAGAAUGGCAGUGCCCUCCACGAGGCAGCUCUCUGUGGGAAGAUGGAUGUCGUUCGCCUUCUGCUCGACUCAGAGAUCGACACCAAUCUCAGAGACAGCCAGGGAAGAACAGCUCUGGAGAUCCUAAGAGAACAUCCUGCACCGAAAGCCCAGCAGAUCACUGCGCUUAUCCAGGAAUAUAUGAUGGAGGAGAUGGAGAUGGAGAUGAGGAGUAUCUUGGAAGAGCCUGUUCGCAAGUGUCCCAUCCCGGCACCUCGGACCUCUGUUCCCUCGCCCUCUGCCUCCCCCUCCCUCAGACACAAGAAUGACGCUGUGACGAGCGAGCUGUCCAAGCUGCUCCACGAGAUCAAAAAGUGCCGGGACAGGGACUACUCCUUCGAGGAGCUCUGUCACACCAUCUCCUCCCACUCCAUGGACAGCUUUGGCAGCGGGCGGCUCUCCGACGAGGAUCGACCCAACGGCACCCCGACCCGAGUCAAGCGGCCGACCCCGCCUCUCGCUGUGGCCCUGGAGGAGGAGGAGGCGGAAAAGAGUUGUGGCCCCACUGGAUUCUGGGAGGCCCUGACGCCCUGCAAUGGCUGCCGCAACCUGGGCUUUUCCAGCCUAUCACAGGAUUCAAAGCGCUCCGCAGAGAUCGUCGCCUCCUCUCCGUCGCUGGAUGUUUUCCUGCCGGAGGACGAGGACAAUCCUUACGAGUCCGUGACCACCGCGGUCACGCGGAAGCCCUGCUCGCUAGAUAUCAAUUACAGGCUCAACGCCUGUCCACGCAACGGUCACCUGUCCCAUGUAACUGCGAGUGAGGGGGAGCACGGUAACCAUGGCAACUGUCCGACGGGCCCCACUCCAGACUGCUCCCCUCCGUCCCCCGACACCGCCCUGAAGAACAUUGAGAGAGUCAUCCGCCCACAGCCCAAGCAGCGCACCUCUCUGUCUUCGUCCCUGGACGUCCAGAGGCCGGUCAACCACAGCUGUGAGCCCAGCGAGGUGAGCUCGUCCCUGGGCUACGCCAGCUUCAGCACCAGCCCCCCCGCCAGCCCUCCGCUCAGCCCGAACCAGGAGGACUCCGCGGGCUCCAACGACGACUGUCAGCUCACGGACGACGGGCCGUACCAGCGAGAUCCUCCUCCUCCUCCUCCUCCUCCUCUCGGCUCUUCCUCCACACCCAGCGCUCUGUUGGAGGAGCGCAGGAAGAGCCACAUCCCAGAGGAGUUUGCAGGCCUCCUUCAUGGAUCUUCCCCGGCGUGUGAAACGCCCGACACGCCGUACCACCUUUACAGCCCCAAACCCCGAAAACAUGCCUCUACUGAGGUCCAGAGCAGCCUGGUGCAGACCCCGGAGUUCAGCAUCGUGAUCGGAGGCGGACCCACACAGAUCUUCUCCGGUACCGGGAGCGAUUCGUCGCCCGAGAGGGCCGCAGACCAGCACUCCCAGAAGCCCCAGGUGGUGUACCGGACUAUCUUCCACACUAGGGUCAACCAGGACCAGGCGCGACCCAGGGACUGCGAGCAGGUAGAUCCACCUUGUGGCCGGUCCACGCUGGGCCACCCCCCCCCAUCCUACUCCUCUGGUCAAAACGGCGAAGUUGCAGAGUUACGGGGCCUCCAGACGGGAGUCGUGCCCAAGGGCGGUUCAGUCGGCGCCGGCUACGAGGAGAGGGCCUGCACCCUGGGGAGGAUGAGGUCCAUGCCCCGCAGUGUGUUGGACCUGCAGCUGUCCAAGUCCCUGUCCAAGUCUGAUUCCAACCUGGUCGCCGUGUCUCCCAUUCAGGAGGAGCACGGCUGGGGGCCUGGAUCUCGGGGCCAGGGGCCUGGAAGUCCCAGCCCAGGAGAAGGUGCCAGCCCGGGGGGAAGACUGGAGAGAACGCCCUCCUUCACCGCGGAGUGGGAAGAGAUCGACAAGAUCAUGAGCUCUAUUGGUGCAGGAAUAGGCAGUGGAUUGGACAUCAAGGAGGAGGAGACCUCAGGUCCCCGCUGCCCUAUGCAGUCCGUGGGCCAGUGGCUCGACUCCAUCGGUCUGGUCCAGUACGAGAACCACCUGCUGGCCAAUGGAUUUGACAACGUCCAGUUCAUGGGCAGCAAUGUGGUGGAAGACCAGGACCUGCUGGAGAUCGGGAUCCUCAACUCGGCCCACAGACAGCGGCUCCUUCAGGCCAUACGGCUGCUGCCCAGGGUGAGACCCGUCGGCUACGACGGCAACAACCCCACGUCCGUGGCGGAGUGGCUGGAGUCGCUGGAGCUCGGCGACUACACCAAGUCGUUCCUCGUCAACGGCUACACGUCCAUGGAGCUGGUCAAGAAGAUCUGGGAGAUCGAGCUCGUCAACGUAUUGAAGAUCAGUCUCAUCGGACACAGGAAACGGAUCCUCGCCUCAUUGGGGGACCGGCUGCACGAAGACACCCCACAAAAGCCUCCGCGGGCCGUCUCCCUCAGGGAGCCCGGCGGGAACCACACUCCCCCCCAGCUCAGCCCGUCGGUGGGCCAGCAGGCGUACACGGCGGGGGUCCCGGGUGGAUCUCUGGACGUGCAGCACCUCAUCAUGCAGGCGGACGCCCGGCGCAGGCAGCGCAGCAACGACAACUACUUCGAGGACGUGCCGCGGUCCAAGCUGGAGCGACAGAUGGCCCAAGUCAGCAUGGCCGGCGAGUGGUGCGAGCCGAUCACGUUGCGCCCGCCCAACGAGGCGACCUCGUCCACCCCGGUGCAGUACUGGCAGCAUCACCCCGAGAAGCUCAUCUUUCAGUCCUGCGACUACGAAGCCUACUACCUGGGCUCCAUGCUGGUGAAGGAGCUGAGAGGGACGGAGUCCACACAAGACGCUUGUGCCAAAAUGAGGAAGUCGACCGAACAGAUGAAGAAGGUGCCGACCAUCGUGCUCUCCGUGUCCUACAAGGGAGUGAAGUUCAUCGACGCCACGAAUAAGAACAUCAUCGCGGAACACGAGAUCCGGAACAUCUCGUGCGCGGCUCAGGACCCGGAGGACCUGUCGACGUUCGCCUACAUCACCAAAGACCUCAAGUCCAGUCACCACUACUGCCACGUCUUCACGGCUUUCGACGUGAACCUGGCGUACGAGAUCAUCCUGACGCUCGGCCAGGCCUUCGAGGUGGCCUAUCAGCUGGCCCUGCAGGCCAGGAAGAGCGGCCACGGCUCGUCCACGCUGCCCGAGAGCUUCGACAGCAAGCCCAGCAAACCCGUCCCCAAGCCCCGGGUCAACAUCCGCAAAUCUAUGGAGCAACCGUCCAUGGACCAGAAGGGCCACGCCAACGUGCCGUGGAUUGUGGAGCCGGGUCAGGAGGCGAAGAGAGGAGUCAACACCAAGGCAAUGCCGGACGCUCAUGUCUAUUACUGUGGAAUGCAAAGAAUGUAGCCAGCCCUAAACACGGACCUUGUCACACACACACACACACACACACACACACAAUGCAAAACGGACUACAAAGGACUACAAACAUGGACGCUACUCCACACAGUGUUUAAGGUUGACUACAAAAUUCUAACAUCGGUUCGUCCACAUGAUGCUUGACACAGUAAACGUAUGACAAACAGACAUUUAUGCACAGACGACGGUCGGCUCUGAAUGUACUCUUAUUUUGAAAGCGGCCUCAACGUUCUCCAACUACAGCAGGAUCUCUUUUUUUUUUUUUUUCUUCUUCUUUUUUAAAGCGCCCGACUUGGGGGGGGCGUGGCCUGUGGACUUAUGGCCGGUACUCCACGGAGACUGUGAGUGUACGGGGCCCCUGUUGGUUACAAUGGACUCGCUAAGGGCCCCACGUGUCAUUAAUGGAAUGGGCAUGGAGGGGGGUGUGUGUGUGUGAGGACGGCCGGCUGGCUAUUUUUGGUCUUUUUUUUUCUUCUUUUUUUUUUCUUUAAAAGUCAGAAUAUGAUACAGAGAUAUAUGCACAAGUGUGUAAAUGUGAUUGGACCCGGCAACGCGCCGGAGAUGCCACAGGUGCGUCCUCACGAGGCGUCUCGUAACGGAUUAUAAAAACCGACGUGAACAAUAAAAAAAAACAGCAUCUGGCGUUUAAAAAAUAAUAAAAAUAAAAAUAAAAAAAAAGUAUUCUAUUCGUAUUGCCCGGACAUUUUAAUGUUUAAUAUGAGAGUAUUAUAUUACCAUGAUGACUAUGAUUAUUCUUGUGCAAUUCUUGUCUACUGUUGUCUUAAUGUUACAUUAUUUUUCUAUGAUAUGAGAAUGACGGCCAUCCUUUAAAAAAACAAUUAAAAAAAAAUCUGAUAUAUAUGAUCAUACUUGUGAAUGAGUGAAUGUUGCAGGUGGCUCGCUAACUCAUGUCAGGUCGACUCCA
Molecule: messenger RNA, 5008 nt
Organism: Cyclopterus lumpus (lumpfish)
Lineage: Eukaryota; Metazoa; Chordata; Actinopteri; Perciformes; Cyclopteridae
Gene: anks1b
Product: ankyrin repeat and sterile alpha motif domain containing 1B
Exons: 28
Coding region: 37-4071 (1344 amino acids)
Cellular component (GO): cytosol
Molecular function (GO): protein binding
Source: RefSeq, a predicted model, not a curated record